This is a messenger RNA of Engraulis encrasicolus (European anchovy), 1624 nucleotides long. RefSeq names its product ciliogenesis and planar polarity effector 2 (gene cplane2). The record is from RefSeq and is a predicted model, not a curated record. Gene Ontology annotation, molecular function: GTPase activity; GTP binding. The transcript has 5 exons. Bases 190 to 954 code for a protein of 254 amino acids. NCBI's taxonomy places the organism in Eukaryota, Metazoa, Chordata, Actinopteri, Clupeiformes, Engraulidae.
GUUUCUCUUUUUGCGUGCGCUGUCUGGUGUCUGCACGCAGUGCAUCCUUCUUGUCAACAAGAGGUAUCCAUGGAAGCAUCUGUUCGUGUUCAUGUGUUUGGGGAGGUGGAGGUGGGCUUUUCAUAUUGCCUUGUUUAAAGUGUAACAAGUCGUUCAACGUAGCAAGAGUGUGCAUUUUCAACUGCGACAAUGGAACACGAGCGGAGUGAUGGAUCAGGCGCUCCUGUGCUGCGAAUACGUCACGGGUCGAUAUUUGUUGCAGACUGGCACCGUGGUCCCGACAGUAAAGAGUAUUUCAGCAAACUAUUUCAGAAGAAAAGACGAAAAACUUUUGGUCUUCUUGAAGCUCCUGCCAUACCACCUCAAAUACAUGUCAACACAGUUCGAUAUAAAGUAUUCCUGGCUGGUAAAAGUGGUGUGGGGAAGACUUCCCUCGCUGCACGCCUCGGGGGAUCCGACAUCCCUGCUAUGCACUAUGAAACUACAGGUAUUGAGACCACUGCAGUGUUCUGGCCAGUGAAACUGAGAGAAAACGGUCAAGUUAUCCUCUUCAAGUUCCACUUUUGGGAUUGCGGGGAGAAUGCACUUCGCAGAUUUGACCACUUAUUACCGUCCUGUAAGGAGCAGAUGGAUGCGGUCUUGUUUUUAUUCUCUUUUACUGACCACGGCUCCUUUGAAGACUUGCCAAAUCAAAUAUCCAGAAUAUCUGACCCCUCUCAAAGGACUGUUAAAAUGGUGGUAGGUACCAAGUUUGAUUUGUUCAUGCACACGGACAUAACGGAGAGGGAGAUCAAGACCUUCCAGGAUUCCUCUGGCCUGCCGGUGUUCCGCGUGGGGGGAGACGCUAACGCUGGGCUGGGCGAGGUGGCGCCCCUCCUCAACGCUCUGGCCGAGCACCUCUGGCACCAGGACUGUGUCACCGCCGGCUGUGGCCCUUCCUCCUCUCAGGUCUGAGACUGGGACGCAUGGCUAAAGAUAGGGCCUGGAUGAGGAAGAUAACUUGUGGGGAGGCAUUGCAAACAUUUCGGUCCUCAGACCUUCAUCAGUGCAAAAGGAAUGAAAAGACUGAAUCUGAAGCGGUCACUUGUUCACGGUGUAGCGUGGGACUGGGAAGGACACCUGAGGCUGAAUCUGACGUGUGCACUAUUUGACUGUUGCUACGUUUACAUGAGACAUUUAAUUCGGGAUUAACUGAUUCUAAAUAAAGUUAAAUUCUGUUUUGAAAACGCCAUGUAAUUGUAUUAAUUCGGAAUUAAAGGAAAGACCAAAGCAAACUCAACAGAUCUAUUUGAUUCUGAAUUAUUAAUUCGGAAUUAAACGCAUCACGUAAACGUAGUGAAUGUAGCAUGAGGCUCGGACGGAUGGCUGAGUCUGAAACGUUCAGUAUUUCACUAAGAACUUAGGAAGCACAACUUUCUAAUUCCCAUUGAAUUGAAUGAGUGAUCGAUUUGGACAUUGCCUGAGAAGAGGACCACCUGGCGGAUACGCAGUCAUCCUCUGCUCCUCCUGUAUGGCCAGAGGUGGGCCAAUUGGCUUGAGAUAGUGAAGGUGCCUGAUAUAUUCCCAACUGUCUGUGCUGUUUAGACAGGUCAUUAAACAUCACUAAUUAGAUCAUCUAAACUUA